GACGCGCCGCGCUCCGCACCGGCGCCGCUCCGCGCGCUACGCAGCCCGCAGCCCUCUCCGCCUGCAGCGAUACACUCGGCUUUGAUGACCAGCGGAUAGCUCCUCGUGGCCAGCAGAGACACCGAUGUGAGCGCGGGCGCGAGGCAGCGAGGCAGCGCGGGUUGAGCGCGCGGCGGCGGCGGGCGCAUGGCGGCCAGCGCCGAGCGCCGGCCGCGCCGCGGGCCCGCGCCCAUCGCCUCCUUCGACCACGACGUCUCCGACGAGUCAAGUCCUGAAAACAAGCAAGCCGCUCGCUUGCCGGAGAUCCGCGAGGAUCCUUCGUGUUCGAGCACCGACGUCGCCGCGUGCGCAGGCGACUCGCUCGCGCCGCCCGAGCAACGCGCGCGCUCGCACUCCUCGCCCGCCGUGCACGCGACCGCCCCGCCCGCCGCGCCGCCCGCCGCGCCGCCUGCCGCGCUGCAGGCGCCGGCCGCGCCACGCAUCGACAUCUCGCGCGCCUCCAGCUCCAGCCACCACGACUCGCGCGACAGCUCGCCCGAGCUGGCGCUGUUCGCGGGCGGCGGCGCGAGCGGCGGCGCGGACGCGCGCGCGCAGCUAGAGCUCGGCUUCCGCGAGGACGGCGCGCUGGACCUGCGCUCCUCCACCGAGGAGCUGGCGUUCCUCGAGGGCGCGCCGGGCGGGCCCGCGCCGCGCGCGCUGCCGCCCGCGCCGCCGUCGCGCCGCCACAGCCGCAAGGACAGCCAGGGCUCCGAGGCGGCACUGCUGGGCGUGUCUGGGCGCACGAGCCGCUUGUCCAGCGUGGGCUCGCAGUGCUCGGCGCACUCGGCGCUGUCGGCCUUCAGCCGCGCGUCGCACCUGUCGGCCGCGUCGGGCGCGUCGCGCUCGCCGUCGCCGCACAAGAUGCUGCUGGAGACGUCGUUCUGCGGCCCCAAGCCCAUAGAGACGGACCCCGAGAUCUGCGCCGCCGCCGUGGAAGAGCGGCUCCUGGAGAUCGCGCAGCUGGCGGCGGGCGCGCCCGUGGACGCGCGCGACCGGCGCGAGGUGCGCACCGAGGCCACGGUGGAGAGCGCGAGGCCGGCCAGCGCGCCGCGCCUCGCCUCGCCGGGCGCGCCGCCACCCACGCCCGCGCCCGCACCCGCGCCCUCUUGCUCCUCGCUCGACGACGACAAGCGCUCCAAGGAGACGAGGAACCGCGCCCGCGUGGAGGAGCGCCGCGCGAGGGCGAAGCGCGAGAGGGAGCCCUCGCAGCCCGAGGUGUACAGUCGCGGGAACCGAACCAAAGAUAUCAUUAGGAUAAAGCUCAAACCGGACGACGAAUACGACAACAACGACGAGGACGAGAGCGAGCGCAUGCCGGCCAGCGGCGAGCCGGCGCGCAAGCCCGCGUCGCUGGCGCUGGCCGAGCCGGACCCGCCGGCGCCGCCGCGGCCCGCGCGCGACUGCCGCACGCCCUCGCCCUCCGGCGCGCCGGUGUCCCGGAAGUCGUCCUUCUGCUCGCUCUUCAAGUCCCGGGAGACCAUCGCCUCCCCGGACUCCCCGUCUGACGCGCUGCGGCGCAAGAAGAGUGUCAAUGAGGGUCGCUCGCGCAGCAAGAGUCGCGACCGCUCCGCCACGCCCACGUCGGCGGGCAAGAUCAAGGGCUCCGUGCUGUCCUUGUUCAAAACGCCGCGCCGCAGCGGCGCCUCGCCCUCGCCGAGCUCGCGAGACGCGUCGCCGGGCGUGCAGCCGCGCCACUUCCCGCAGCCGCCGCCGGACCGCCAGCGCGGGGAGAAACUGAAGUACUACGAAGAGGCGCAGAACGGGAUCAUACACAUACCGCUGCGCACGCCGCCCGACGAGCCCAGCUCCAAGGACGACGACGAGCGACCGCGGGCUGCGGCGCCGCGCCCCGCCUCGGCGCCGCAGCCGCGCGCGCCGCCCGAGCCCACGCGCCGCACCGUGCUGCCCGACGGAAGCAUCAUUAUACCGCUGCACUCGCCCACAGAAAAAACUGCCGGCGCUAGUACACCGUCCACCUGCAAUCUCGCCUCGACGUCCGCGGCGGAGAGCGAGGACCCGGAGACGCAGCGCGGCGCCGACGUGCCGCAGCCGAGCCCCGACGCCGCCCCGCAGAGCUCCCCGCCCGCAGACACCGCGGCGGAGCGCCCGAGGAGAAAGGAGCGAAUCGUUUUCACGACGCACGUGGGGAGCAAGGAGCAAGUGUUCAGCACGCAGUUCAGCAUCACCAAAACCCCCAGCGUUACCAGCGAGAUAUCAGAGUCGAUCCCGAGCUUCCCGGAGAGCGAGGAGGUGCGCCCCGCCGACCCGCCGCGCCCCGCCUCCGCCGGCCGCUCGUCGUCGGGCUCGGAGGCGAGCUCGGAGGCGGCGCGCGGCAGCGACGCGGAGCGGCGCGGGCUGGUGGUGCAGGAGUCGUUCGAAGAGCUGCCCUACGUGCCCACCACGCUGCCACUGGAGCGCUCGCUGGCGCUGCCCAUGGUGCCGGUGCGCGAGCGCGGCGGAGUACGCGUGGCGCCGCUGCAGCGCCCGCGCGCACGUCGUCCCUCCGCGCCGCUGCCCGCGCUGCCGUCGCCCGGCCCGCCGCCCGCUGCGCCCGAGGGCGCGCGCCUGCACAUUCGCCUGCCGCGCCGCGCGCGCACCGCGUCCACGGCCAGCACGGGCGCCGCGCCGCCGCGCGCGGAGCGGGCGCGCUCGCGCAGCGGCGGUGACGCGGCGGGCGCGGAGGCGCGCGGCAAGGGCGACUGGAUCGACUUCGCGGAGGUGCCAGAGCGGCGCAAGCAGGCGAAGCGCAUCCAGACGCUGCCGGCGGCGCGUGACGCCGUGCUAUUCAACUACGUGCCGCCCGAGCGCUGCCGCUGCGAGUGCCACGCGCACGCCGCGCCCGACAGCGAGCGCGACGACGAGCGCGACGCCGAGCCCGCGCCCUUCACCGCCGACCUCGACUUACGACACAACCACACUGAAACGAGCCUCCAGACACGGCCGCACUGACGCCGGGCCUCCGGACACGGCCGCACUGACGCCGGGCCUGCAGACACGGCCGCACUGACGCCGGGCCUGCAGACACGGCCGCACUGACGCCGGGCCUGCAGACACGGCCGCACUGACGCCGGGCCUCCGGACACGGCCGCACUGACGCCGGGCCUGCAGACACGGCCGCACUGACGCCGGGCCUGCAGACACGGCUGCACUGACGCCGGGCCUGCAGACACGGCCGCACUGACGCCGGGCCUGCAGACACGGCCGCACUGACGCCGGGCCUGCAGACACGGCCGCACUGACGCCGGGCCUGCAGACACGGCCGCACUGACGCCGGGCCUCUCCGGACACGGCCGCAUUGACGUACCUUGCUCCUCUCUACGAGUUUAAACUUUUAUAACAUAUUAUUAUAUUCUCUAUUGACUUGACUUGUCUUGAACGAGAUGUUAUCAUUUUUGAGAUGUAAAUUUACCCGUUAGGUAUACUUGUAUGAAUUUAUAGCGUCGUUUGUAUCCGACUAUCCAUCGUUGAUCCUACUUUAGCUGAUGUUUUGGAUGUUUAUUGAAUCGUUCCAUUGUAAAGUUUCGUUAAGCGAUGUAUGUGCUGUACCAUAGGAGCUCUAGCGGCAGCCGGGCGAGGCGCGAGGCGCGAGGUGCGAGGCGCGAGGCGCGAGACUCGAGGCGCGCCGAUCGCACUUUGUCUUGAAAUCUCGUCUACGCUGAAAUCUAUUUAGAUAGAUACAUUAUCAAGAUGCUCUUGAAAAAAGUAUAUUAUGCAAUUUAAGUUUAUGUAAAUAAAAAGAGAGAGCAAAGUCAGGAACAAUAAUCUGUCUCGUUGUAACUGAAAGUUAGGUCUCGUCAUACACGAAGCACUUACCUGCGCUCCAUGAGCUCCAGUCCACGCAGCCGAACGUUCCCACUGCAGACCAACUGUAAAACCGUGAUACCUACAAGUGAAAACCCAGACUUUAUUGAAAUAUAAAACUAGAUUCAUAUAGGUAACUAUAAAAAUCAGACGUAUCGAAUUACCUACUUUACCCUCGACAAAUAGGGUGCAAAGCAUUUCGAUGGUGAGUUUCUCCACUCUCUAUAGUGGAUUGAGACCAAACGAGCGAAUGCUCGCUUUCUUUCUUUUCGCACGGUCAAUGUAUGUAAUGUGGAUGUAAUGGCCGUAACCCUGUUUGUGCAGGCCAAUACAUUAACUAGGUAGGUACUAUAACUAUUCGCCCAUUCGGUCUAAGUCCACCUUAAGAAGGUCCUGCUACCUAUCAGUUCGCCUUUUAAGUCAGUUGAGAACUUGAGAAGAAAUAGGUCACGGAAGCUAGUCCUUCUAGUCGGCACGUUCGAAGACAAGAAGGUAUAGGUAGGUAGUACUUCAAACUUAAAUUGCAUAGCAGUUAACUUUAUACCUGUUCACUUCAUUACUUAUGAAAUGUUAUAAAACUUUGGGGCAGGAAGAUCUUAUUUAUUAGCUUUUUAGGAUUCCGUAAGCCGUACCAAAAUGAUAAAAAGGGAACCCUUAUGGUGCGACUAAGCCUGUCCCUUCUGUCACACCCGCUUAUUUGUCAUAACUGCCUACUAAUACUGUCGACUCGUGGGAUAGUUGUAAACAAUGUUUGCUGCCAUAUUGCAAAUAAAAUAAUUCAAAAAAUAUUAUUAUUUUGUAAAAGAAACUGAACUUCGAUCUUACCGCUCGAAGCGGGGCUCCUACUACUAGAUCAUGAAAUAAUUACUAGGUCAAUAGAAAUCAGCAGUACCUAAACCUUUGAGUGCAACUACUAACAACUUUAAUUUUGCUGUCCAAAAAAAAUGUAUUUUAGAGAAACUAUUUAACUAUAGGUAUGUUUUUCCCCAAGACACGGAACCCUCUGUGAACGAAUCUUACUCGCACUUGGCUGGUCUUUCAUCACUACAGAUGUGUUUGUUGACACAACAAUUUGUGAUUGUGAAUGAGAUGCUGAAAGCCUCUAACGCUUAACUGAAUUUUGUUUUUCAUUUUUGAACUAAGAAUAUAAAGGUAGAUAAGUACCUACUUUUAUUUAUUAGUGUGGCCCCAAAUAUUUGGGCCAAUAUCAAUGAGUGUACGUAUAAUAUUGUUUGGGGCGCGCCGCCGACGGCCGAGCGCUCGCCCGGCUGCUCGCUCGCUGUAUCUUGUAUUGUUAGUUCAUUUCAUGAUGCAAUAACAAAUAAGAAUGUAUGUACCAAUGUUAAAGUACUUCUACAGUUUAGGUGAAAGUCUGAAAUAUAAAGAAUAUAAAUUUUUGCUUUCCA
Maniola jurtina (meadow brown) is the source of this 5246-nucleotide messenger RNA. Its product is annotated as zinc finger CCCH domain-containing protein 18. The coding region runs from base 187 to 2988 and encodes 933 amino acids. The record is from RefSeq and is a predicted model, not a curated record. NCBI's taxonomy places the organism in Eukaryota, Metazoa, Arthropoda, Insecta, Lepidoptera, Nymphalidae. The transcript has 5 exons.